This is a messenger RNA of Didymodactylos carnosus, 1296 nucleotides long. The record is from the annotation of a GenBank genome assembly. Lineage: Eukaryota; Metazoa; Rotifera; Eurotatoria; Philodinida; Philodinidae.
AUGGACGCAGAAGACGGUAUUCCUCGCUCAAUGUCACGUAAACCACCAUCCACCACAGCAACAUCAGCUUUAUUACGAACAAAUUCGGCUGACUCAAAUCAGAAUCAGCGCCUAAAAUCAACAUUGAAAAAACCUGUAGUAAAUCAGCGUACACUCUAUCCAAUAUCGAGUCGUUCAUGUGACGACUUAAAUAAAUAUCAACAACAGUCUGAAUUGACUGUACCCGUAUGUAAUUCAACAUUAAAAAUAAUUGAUCAAAUGGAAAAUUUAAGAUUUGAACAAUUUGAACCAGUUUUAACGACGACACAUGUUGACAAAAUAAAUGAAAAAGUAAAUAAAAAGCUCAAUUAUUCAAAUGAAAAAAUUUAUUCAGGAUUAAUUGACUUAGAACCCAAUAUCAAUGAACUUGUGACAAUGGCUGAACAACAAGAAUUACAAAAACGAAAACAAGCAAUGAAAUUUUUGGAAGAAUAUCAAUUAUUGCAAAAAAAACGUUUAAAACCCGAUAUAAUGGAACUAUUUGACGAGACAACGAUGGUCAAACAACCAGAACGUAUCAAUUUAAAACCAAUGAAAAUAAAUCGAACUAAAUCCAAACAAGCAACAAAUUUUUCUUUAACAAAUAUUAGAAUAGUAUUUAUUGGCGAUUCAGGAGUUGGCAAAAGCGCAUUUGUUCAGUCUGUUUGUCAGAAUAGCCAAAAAUCUCCACCUCCAACUAUCGGCUGCAAUAUUGAUAUUAAAAUAUACGAACGUCGCGAUCGUCAUGAAUUGUAUUUUAUUGAAUUUCAUGAUAUCAGUGGUCUUUACAAUCAUAAAAGUACACGAUCACUGUUUUACGACGAAUUUCAUGGUGUUAUUCUCGUCCAUGAUUUGACUAGUAAACAAUCGUUUGACAAUCUAAGAGACUGGAUCAUUGAAGUUAUACAAUACAAGUCACGACAAAGUUUUCCAACUGAAUUUUGUGAAGAUAUGUUGAAAGGUUUUGACAUUCCAGUAUUAAUUGUCGGAACAAAACUAGAUGAAAUAUCAAAUGGAAAAACGUUAACACCAAGCGGCAAAUUAAAUCAGUUAUCGCUACUACCGGAAUUUGAUCGUAAAUCAAAAUUUGCUAAUCUAUUCAAUUGUGAUGAAAUUGCUUUAAAUUGUUUGUCUGAUAAAAAACUUCUUUAUGAUUCACAGAAUUUGACAAAACUAAAUUCAUUCUUUGAAAAAAUGAUUCGACGUGUACCUUCAAUGCCCAUGGAUGUUCAAACGACAGGUUGGAUUCCAUCAGAAAAUCAUCAAUAUAUUAAUUGA